Messenger RNA from Bubalus bubalis (water buffalo), 1262 nucleotides. RefSeq lists its product as uncharacterized. Bases 83 to 523 code for a protein of 146 amino acids. The record is from RefSeq and is a predicted model, not a curated record. The transcript is spliced from 2 exons. NCBI's taxonomy places the organism in Eukaryota, Metazoa, Chordata, Mammalia, Artiodactyla, Bovidae.
ACCAUUUUCUCAUAGUCCCCGUUCGGAUGGGGCUGGUACUCUCUCCGGCGCCGGCCCGGCCGAGUCAGGCGAGGUCCGCAAGAUGCCUGGCUCGGCUCACAUUCUCAACGACUCGCCGCAGCGCCGUUGCAGGCUGCCCGGUCGUCAAGGCGACCGCGAAACAAAACCCAGGCUGCCUGGCGCCUCUCGUGCGCCGCUCACGCGCGCAGCCCCACGUGCGCUUAUCCUGCGCACCCUGCCACGUGCACCUCCCACGCGUUCAGCCCCAGGUGCGCUUAUCCAAAGCACCACGCGCAACCUCCCGCGUGCGCUACCACGCCUGCAGCCCCACGUGCGCAGGCCCUUAGCACCGCCCCUCGCUGACCCUCCCACGUGCGCCCCCACGUGUCCAUUUUGUAGUGAGCUGACUGCUCGGCGCCCCAAGCACGUCGCCACGCGCGCUUCCCAGCGCAUCUUCUCACGUGCGCGGCUCAGCUGUCAUACCUUGCUAGCGAACAAGACUGAAGAACUUUCUUCGUUUUAAUUCCUUUCUUCGGGUUUAGCCUUAGCUUUGUUUUUGCCAAAAGGUUGUCUGUUUCAAGGUUAUUAACAAAAAAGGAGAUCUCAAUUUUAAAAAGUAACAGUAGGGGGGAAAAAAAGCGAGGAAAGGAAGCGAGAGCCUGUGACGCGCCUGGCACUUAUUAGGAGCGUCUCUCCUCGCCUCCUUGGAACACUUGGCUGGUAUGGGACACCUAGAGUUCAUCUCCUACACCGAGGCAGUGGCCCGACGCUGCAGGCAGCAGGUGGCAGAGCUGGCAUGAACCCGGUUGCUCAGAAUUCCUCGGCAGUUGAGCGCGGAGCUGUGCUCAGCACUCUCACCUUUCUGAACCAGAAACCACCCGGGACCACAUAAAGGAGAAACCCACAGUCACUGCAGAGCCAUACGCGACGCCACAGCGACUGGCAAAGAUGCACAGGGACCGUGGCGCUUGUCAUGUCCUCUGUUCCCGGCCCUGCGGCCAGAGCCCACACCGCCUCACGUCCCAUCUGUUUCCCGACGGAUCCAACUUCCUAAAACCCCUUUCCCCCCAUCUGGUCUAGACGCCCUGCGGCUAGGUUAAUUUCCCAGAUGCCACACCGCUCAGAAAUGCUUAGGACUCCCAUUAGCCCAUACAUAAAAGUUAAACUCCUUGGCUUGUUUAUUGGCACCUUUAGUAGCCUGCCCCAUCUACCUUUUCAACUUCAAUUUCCCACGUCCCCGGACAUAGAUCUUCCUCUCCAGU